GCACUUUGGCUUGCGCAACCGACGAGGAAGACGACUGCGGAUAUUACGGCAAUCUUGUGAAUAGAACAGAUAAACAAACAUGUCUUCUAUAUAAUUUUUAUUUGCAGUGUGUUGAUCGUGCCUCUAUUUUGUCGAUUUCUUUCGAGCAGAUCACCUUCCUAUGCCAUUUUGGGUCUAAAACAUUUUUUCGAAAAAGCUUAAGUUGACAGUUUUCUCUCCGACUCCAACUAGCGAGCUAACUAAAUUGUUUGCUUCAUUCCAAAGACGACGGAUUAAAAUAUGGCGUGAACGAUGAGUGUUGCAACCAACUUAUUCAGUUGUAGCCAAGGGUGUGUGUGAGCUGCCCAAAAAACACGAAGGGAAUCGAGGCCAGGGUGUUUGAUAGUGGUCAGUCGGACCUGAGGUAGGUUAGAGCUGAGAGCUUCGCGAUGGCCUGGGCUUUGAAGUUACCGCUCGCUGAUGAGGUGAUCGAGUCCGGGCUCGUGCAGGACUUCGACGCGAGUCUGUCCGGCAUUGGGCAGGAGCUCGGAGCUGGAGCCUACAGUAUGAGUGAUGUACUGGCUCUCCCCAUCUUUAAGCAGGAAGAAUCCAAUCUGCCUCCUGACAAUGACAAUAAGAUUCUUCCUUUCCAGUAUGUUUUGUGUGCUGCCACAUCACCUGCUGUUAAACUGCAUGACGAGACGCUCACCUACCUCAACCAAGGACAGUCUUAUGAAAUUCGGAUGCUGGACAAUCGGAAAAUGGGUGAGCUUCCGGAGAUAACUGGCAAAAUGGUGAAGAGUAUCAUCCGUGUGGUGUUUCAUGACCGGCGGCUGCAGUACACGGAGCACCAGCAGCUGGAAGGCUGGCGCUGGAAUAGACCAGGUGACAGAAUCCUUGAUCUAGAUAUUCCUAUGUCUGUUGGCAUCGUGGAUCCCAGGGCAAACCCUACACAGCUCAACACAGUGGAAUUCCUGUGGGACCCCUCAAAGAGGACUUCAGCCUUCAUUCAGGUUCAUUGCAUCAGCACAGAGUUCACAAUGCGCAAGCAUGGUGGAGAGAAGGGAGUGCCGUUCCGCAUCCAAAUCGACACGUUCAAGGAGAAUGAAGCAGGAGAGUACACUGAACACCUGCACUCUGCCAGCUGCCAAAUCAAAGUCUUCAAGCCCAAAGGUGCUGACAGGAAGCAAAAGACAGACAGAGAAAAGAUGGAGAAGAGAGCACCUCAAGAAAAGGAAAAAUACCAGCCAUCCUAUGAAACUACCAUUCUUACUGAGUGCUCACCUUGGCCUGAGGUUACUUAUGUGAAUAACUCUCCAUCACCAGGCUUCGGCAGCACCCAUAACAGCUUCCCUGUUGCUGAAGGGAAUGGAUCACCAAAUCACCAGCCAGAGCCAGUGGCACAGGUAGCAGAUAACCUGUUGCCCACGGCAACGCCACAGGAAUCGCAGCAGUGGCUCCAUAGAAACCGUUUUUCGCCAUUCUGCCGUCUCUUCACAAACUUCUCGGGGGCAGACCUGCUGAAGCUGACAAGGGAGGACGUCAUUCAGAUUUGUGGCCCGGCCGAUGGUAUACGACUUUUCAACGCACUGAAAGGAAGGGUGGUUCGCCCAAGACUCACUAUCUAUGUGUGCCAGGAGUCCCAGCAUGCCAGGGAACAGCAACACAAACACGAGAAUGGAGACGGCACCAGCAACACCUUUUUUGGUGUGUGUUUGUGUGUGGAAGAUGCUGAGGUUUACCAUGCUAUUUACCUGGAGGAGCUAACGGCUGUUGAACUGACAGAGAAGAUAGCCCAGCUUUUCAACAUCUCUCCACGCCAGAUCAGUCAGAUUUUCAAACAAGGACCUACAGGCAUUCAUGUGCUGGUCAGCGAUGAGAUGAUUCAGAACUUUCAGGAUGAGGUGUGUUUUGUCUUGGACACAAUGAAAGCUGAGACAAGUGAUGGAUAUCACAUCAUCCUGAAGUGAAAAAGCAAAAUGGGGAGAGAGUCAGCCCCUGUUUCCCAUCAGAUUAAACCUCCCGUCAGUACGCCCACCCACAGCUCCCUGCCUUCCACUCUUCCUGGACCACGCUUACGAUUGUUUUACUUGGAAAGAGCAUAGAGGCCACCGUGGGAAAGGGGAGAAGUGUCUGGCCCCUUCUGAAACCUUCCUGUCUUACUCUCUACAGAGUAUCUGUACUGCCAGUACUGUCCUCCCCCUUCUGCAAAAGGUGCUUAGUCAUUUAUUUUUCCUUAUGAAAAGUGUCUUCUUUGAUGUUCAUGUAAUAGCUGAAACCUUCGGUGUGCCAAAAUCUGUUGCCUGAAAACGACUGAAUUGGUUGUCGUGGAACUAGCAUUAGAAAAUACUAUCUGACGUGGUCCUCAUGCAUCUUACCACAACCUUCCUUUCCACGCCCUUCAACAGAAGUAUUAACCAGAGCUCCUUCACACACUGUGAAAGCCCCUGUAGACGAAAGGAAGUGCGAACAAAGAUAAGGAUCUUCACGUAUCUAAAGGAAGUGUAGCCUCAGGGUUCAUCAUGGGAAGACCUGUACAGGCUCCUAAAAUGAUGCGCCUUUGAAAUUGUUCAGCGUUCUUGCAACUUUGUCAGAUUACAGUAAACCUGAUGACUGACAAUGAUUAGGAGGUUAAUACUGGAAGUCUAGUAUGAAAAGCAGUUGUACAGAUCAGUUUCUUGGUUUUGUAGUGUCCGAGAUUCAUUGUUCUCAUGUACUAUUGUCCCAUACAUUAUAAUUUGGUUCUGUGUAAUUAUAUAAUCUGAAUUCUGAGUCUGUUAGCUUAUUCAAAGAGCAUGUUAAGCUUGAUAUGCUGUCAUCAGUCUGAUUGAAUUAUUUUAACAUCUUCCCUUGGCUUGCCAGUCCAAAAGCAAGAUGUGCAGCUCUGCUCUAUGUAAUUGAGUUACUGACAUGUACCUCAUUUAUUAACCAAUGUUUUUAAGGGAAAAACUGUAUUUAUUUUACAGAUCAAGUGGCUAAGAAUUCAGUGGCUAAUGCAUAGUGGAAAAUGCACACUACAUUUUAUUGUUAAUGUUUUAUCAUACUAUUCAGACAGUGGGCUCAGUUGGCACCACCAGGCAUUAUUCAGCUUUUCAUUUGGUUGUUUUUUUUCUCCUGUUACACUCAUCACUGUCAGAAGCUCUUGCUUUAGAACACUUUCUACAUUUGCAAACGUAUCUUUUAGCUUUUUAGGGGGAGAACAUCUUAUGUUUAUUUGUUAAAAAAAAAUCAUGUUUUAUGUAAGUCUAUAAUCCACCCAUUUUAUGUGGGUCAUUCACAUUUUUUUUUUUUUUGGUUGUGACCACUGCAAUACAAAUCCAUUUGGGGUGAAAAACAUAUGCUUUAACUGCUUGUGAAGUUAGAGAUGGUUAACAAUGCUAAAUGUAAACAAGACUGAGAUGGAAAAGUCACUGAGGCCUCUCAGUGACUGUCUGUCUUUUCCCCCUUUCCUAUGCCAUUGCAACAAUUAAAACGGCUUACCCAUUAAACAUA
This is a messenger RNA of Colossoma macropomum (tambaqui), 3471 nucleotides long. RefSeq names its product transcription factor CP2 (gene tfcp2). The transcript is spliced from 16 exons. Bases 429 to 1949 code for a protein of 506 amino acids. Gene Ontology annotation, cellular component: nucleus. Lineage: Eukaryota; Metazoa; Chordata; Actinopteri; Characiformes; Serrasalmidae. The record is from RefSeq and is a predicted model, not a curated record. Gene Ontology annotation, biological process: regulation of transcription by RNA polymerase II. Gene Ontology annotation, molecular function: RNA polymerase II cis-regulatory region sequence-specific DNA binding; DNA-binding transcription activator activity, RNA polymerase II-specific.